This is a messenger RNA of Alexandromys fortis (reed vole), 998 nucleotides long. RefSeq names its product killer cell lectin-like receptor subfamily E member 1. The transcript has 7 exons. Gene Ontology annotation, biological process: stimulatory C-type lectin receptor signaling pathway; positive regulation of natural killer cell mediated cytotoxicity. Gene Ontology annotation, cellular component: external side of plasma membrane; plasma membrane. Bases 149 to 871 code for a protein of 240 amino acids. The record is from RefSeq and is a predicted model, not a curated record. Gene Ontology annotation, molecular function: transmembrane signaling receptor activity. Lineage: Eukaryota; Metazoa; Chordata; Mammalia; Rodentia; Cricetidae.
AACUGCAAAGCAUGAGCAAGCGGCACAUUUUCUCCUGAGCUCCCAGUUCCCUCCUUCAUAUCCCGCUCCCCACUCUGCUGAUUACCACAUAUUAAAGUUUUAGCAUAAGUUCCUGGGAUUUCAACCUUGUUUCAGUUUUUUUCUGUUUAUGAAGAUGAAUGAAAUGCCUAUGACCUGUUCUACCCUAAAUGUGAAAUCCCAGCAGACGUGCAAAGCAAAGAAAAAUGUUAAGAAUGCAUUUAAUUCAAAUGAAUUAUCAUUCAUUGAGCAGAGGGAAAAGCACCAAAAACAUAAGAAGCACAAAAACACAGCAGAAGACAUCUCUGGUGAAGAGAAUUUCUCACUUUUCCCGUGGAGACUCAUCUCUAGUUUGCUUGGUGCCAUGUGCCUUCUCCUGAUGGCUGUAGCUGUAGCGGUGACUGUUUCUACUGCAAACUUAUCUUCUGAAAGAACAAGUCCCACAGCCCAGCCAAAAAGGGGAGUGAUAGACAUUCCUUCCCUAGGACUUUAUCAUCCCUGCCCAGAAAACUGGGUCUGGUUCAGAUGCAGUUGUUAUUACUUCUCCAAGGAAAAGCUAAGCUGGAGAGAGAGUCAGCUGGCCUGCUUGUCUCUCAAUUCCAGUCUCAUAAGGAUUAGCAGAGAGGAGACGGAUUUUUUUCAUUUGAAGUCUUUCUUUUGGGUUGGAGUUUACUAUAAUAGAACUUGCAAACAGUGGCAGUGGGAAAACCAUUCGGUUCUGUCCUCUGGGAUGUUUUGUGGUUUUGAACCUGAUAUGCAAGACUUCUGUGUAUCUUAUAAAUCAAAAGAAAUUUGUUUUCUUGAAAAUUGUACAAAUAAACUGGAAUAUAUCUGCAAGAAGUACCAUAUUUAAUCCUAAGAGCUCACAAAAGAUAGGAAAAUGAAACAUUUCUUCUCAAACUUCUCUUUUGGUUGUUUAUUUUCUGAAGAAAACAUUGUAAAUGUUUGCCUCUGCUUAAAUAAAAUUAUAUUCAAAUACA